AAUGAAUAAGUAUGAGGUUAAAGGAGUAGUAGGAGAGGGAGCAUAUGGAAUAGUGUUAAAAUGUGAAAAUAAAGAGAAUAGCCAGAUUGGUAGGGAGGUUUUCAUAUUUUUAGUGGCAAUAAAGAAGUUCAAAGAGACAGAAGAGAAUGAAAUAGUUAAGAAAAGCAUAUAGAGAGAGGUAAAGAUGUUAAGACUACUGAAACACCCAAAUAUUAUUGAUUUGUUUGAAGCUUUCAAGAGGUAUUUAUAUCAAUUAAGAAAAAGAAAAGGGAGAAUCUAUUUGGUAUUUGAGUAUGUAGAGAAGAAUCUACUUGAGGUUUUGCAGGCAUCGCCCAAUGGUCUAGAUGUAUGAUAUUUAAUAUUGUAAGUAAGGGUACCUUAAGAAAAUAGCAUUUUAAUUGUUGAAGGCCAUAGAAUUUAUUCAUUAUCAUGAUAUUGUUCACAGAGAUAUAAAACCUGAAAAUAUACUAAUCGAUAAUGAAAAUAACUUAAAACUUAUUGAUUUUGGAUUUGCCAGAGUAAAGUCUUAAGUUUAUGUGUUGUAGAGCCUCAAUUUACCAGAUACUUUAACAGAUUACGUUGCUACAAGGUGGUAUAGAUCUCCUGAACUUCUAUUGAAUUAUUAGACCUAUGGAAAAGGAGUAGAUCUCUGGGCUAUUGGUUGUUUACUUUGCGAACUAACUGACGGAGAACCUAUGUUCCCAGGAGAAAAUGAAACUGAUCAAUUAUAUUUGAUCUAGAAGACACUUGGCCCUUUAACACAGGAGUAAAUGGAAGUAUUUCAAAAGAAUCCAAGAUUUCUUGGAAUGAAAUUCCCUGAAAUUGGUAAACCCGAGACCAUAGAGAGAAGGUAUUUAUAAACUAAUUUAUAGAUAUCUAGGCAAAUUACCUUCGAAAGCUAUUGGAUUAGUUAAAGGUUUACUGAGAAUGGAUCCUAAAGAGCGUUUCACUUGUUUGGAUGCUUUAAAACAUCCUUAUUUUGCUGAUUACCCAGAGGCAUAAGAAUAUAUUAAAUAAAUCGAGAGCAGAUAGAAUCAUAUCUAAAAUGAUGGUAAUAUUAAAAGAGAUUCUGUUUUGAGUUAAUAAAAAUAACAAACUCAAAUUGGACAUACAAAUCAAAUAAGAACCAAAGUAAUUGAUCUCCUAAACAUGAUUUUAGAAUAUCAAACCUGUUCCUAAUUUUCUGAGUGGCCAUGUAUUGAUGUAGAGUACUGCGUAUAAUUAUAAGAUAUCUGAUUAACAUACAGCUGAGAGGGAGUUACCUAAUAUGAAAAAGACCACUUCAGUUGAUAAACUGCCAUAAACAUAAUAUAAUGGAUUUAGUAUUGGGAAUGGCUUCUCAUUUGCACCUUCCAAAAACUAAUAACUAAAAGCUACUCAACCAUUAAAAUAAUCUUAACCAUAAAUAAAAAUACAAAACCUAAACAUUAUUUAUAAUACAAACACUUAUAAUUACUAAUCAUAACAGUAAUAAUAACAAUAACAAUUUCCUCAAUAACAACAGCGAAAAAUUAUAAAGAAAAAAAAUUGA
This is a messenger RNA of Paramecium octaurelia, 1531 nucleotides long. Lineage: Eukaryota; Ciliophora; Oligohymenophorea; Peniculida; Parameciidae. The record is from the annotation of a GenBank genome assembly.